CACCGCGGAAUGCCAACCUGAGGCAGGGCACCCAGCAGGAACAAUAUGCAUCACCCCUUAUUGAUGUUUUCUGAUCGAUAGAACGGAAAUGGGCGGUUACGACGACGUAGGUCCAUUAAUUACAGCUAGCGAUUUUACUAACUUAAUGAACAGUGCUAUGUCAGGUUGCAACUAUUAAUUAAAAAUAUUUACACAACCGGUGUCUACAAUGUGCUUCUGCCGUUUUCAACAUAAUUUUCAUAUUAUGAAACACUCUUAAUUUACUUAUUCGUCUUAGCUGCAAAUCCCACUAGAGAAUAGAAUAACCGACCAUGACCAAAUAGAAAAAUAUCCCACUGUUUGUUUAGAAAUCUCCCUGUGUAUAAAAAUUUAUCAACUCACGCUAUUUGCUUUAUUCGCUAGUUGGGUUUGUGAUAUGUCCACGAAAAAAAAAUCAAGUUGAAUCAAAGAAUUGAGUAUGUUUAUUAACCGAUCAUCUUUCACUCAUCGUUUUUCUUCAUCUUAUUGCAUACCACUACUUAACUAUCUUGAAAAAUCUGUUUGGAUAAUUUUAAUAAAACGAGUAUAAACUACUGUAAACAUAUCCCAGCAUCACACGCACACACAUUAUUAUUGGACCUAGAACAGCUAGAGGUGAUGGCUAAUCUAAAAGAUAAAAUAAAUAUUGAUUCCUCCUCCUCCUCAUGUGACGCCAACGUUGCGCCAUCAUCGACAACGCCAUUACCUUCGACAAUAACGACAACAUCAAUCACACCAACAAUGGUUUACAACAACAACAACAACAACAACAACAACUACAAUAACAAAACAUGCAAUGCUAAUAACCCAACCGCUGGCGGUGGCGUUGGAUCACUGUUGGAUGAUUUGAACUUGUUUUGCUCCGCCGACCCGCCAUUACCACUCAAACCGAUAUCAUUCGCCAAUGCCUUCACUUGUAAUGUUGGUACCGUCGCGACCACCUCAUCCGACUGUCCUUCCUAUUGUUUUGCUACCACCUUCAUUCCUGCUACUACUACUACUACUACUACUACCUGUUGUACCGCAUCCCUUUCACGACCACAUUCACCAUCAUCGCCAUCACCACCACCACCACUACCAACACCGUUACUCACAACAAUAACAACAACUACAAUAAUAACAACAACAUGCGCUACUAACGGCACCCCGAUGAAUGGUGAUGGCCACGCGGCUGCCGCCGUCGGUACUUCCUCUGUUACUACUCUGCAAUCGUUUGAUGAUUAUUUGGAUCUUAGUAAGUUUCUUCCACCGGCUAUAAUCGAGUUAUUUGCUUGGUAGUAAUAUUCGUGAAAAAAAAAAAACGGCAUGGCGCUUAUUUGCUUCCAUAUGACUGCAUGUUUUUCUUUAGUUCUUCUGAAGGUUUGGAUCGCAUGCUGUUGCAUUUCUUCAGUUUAGGUGUUAGCUUCAAACAAUUUUAAUAUGAAUUCUUAUUUUAG
This is a messenger RNA of Ochlerotatus camptorhynchus, 1454 nucleotides long. RefSeq names its product probable serine/threonine-protein kinase ndrD. The transcript has a single exon. NCBI's taxonomy places the organism in Eukaryota, Metazoa, Arthropoda, Insecta, Diptera, Culicidae. The record is from RefSeq and is a predicted model, not a curated record. The coding region runs from base 637 to 1296 and encodes 219 amino acids.